AAGAAGAAGCUGGCGAAGAAGAUGAGGCAGAACAUGCCCAUUCCCCAUUGGAUCCGUAUGCGGACCGAUAACACGAUCAGGUACAACGCGAAGCGCAUGCACUGGCUCCAUACCAAGCUGGGUUUUGGAGAGGGCGACUAG
Molecule: messenger RNA, 141 nt
Organism: Asparagus officinalis (garden asparagus)
Lineage: Eukaryota; Viridiplantae; Streptophyta; Magnoliopsida; Asparagales; Asparagaceae
Product: 60S ribosomal protein L39-1-like
Exons: 2
Coding region: 22-141 (39 amino acids)
Biological process (GO): translation
Cellular component (GO): ribosome; cytosolic large ribosomal subunit
Molecular function (GO): structural constituent of ribosome
Source: RefSeq, a predicted model, not a curated record